This is a messenger RNA of Micropterus dolomieu (smallmouth bass), 1968 nucleotides long. RefSeq lists its product as uncharacterized. Gene Ontology annotation, biological process: cilium assembly; protein dephosphorylation. The transcript is spliced from 12 exons. Gene Ontology annotation, molecular function: protein tyrosine/serine/threonine phosphatase activity. Lineage: Eukaryota; Metazoa; Chordata; Actinopteri; Centrarchiformes; Centrarchidae. The record is from RefSeq and is a predicted model, not a curated record. Bases 1 to 1890 code for a protein of 629 amino acids.
AUGAUGCCGACCAUGAGCUCGCACAUACCGGUACCUCAGCCUUCAUACACCCAGGCCAGGGAGAACCUGGUGAAGGCUAUCCCACCCAAGCUCCUCUGUUUGCUGGGCUGUGGAGGAAUAGACUGCCGCUAUGAAGGACCAGAGUGCUGGAAUCUAAAUCAACAGGUCAUUCGUGGUCUUUUCUCCUCCUGGGUGACAGAUGACAUUAUUGCCAUGACACGACCAUCCAAUCAUCUGAUUGAGAAGUACAACAUCAUAGAACAGUUUCACAGGUUGAACAUCAGAUCUAUCAUCAACAUGCAGGUGCACGGAGAGCAUGCUCACUGUGGACCACCCCUAGACCCUGAGAGUGGUUUCACAUACUCUCCGCAGAUCUUCAUGGAAAAUGACAUCUACUUUUACAACUUUGGGAUGCCAGAUUUCGGUGUGUCGUCUCUCGUCGGUAUAAUUGAUGGGGUGAAGGUUUUGGCCUUUGCAGUGAAGGAAGGAAGAGUGGCUGUGCACUGCCACGCAGGCCUCGGCAGGACAGGUGUCCUGAUAGCCUGUUACUUGAUCUACACCCUGCGCAUCAGCCCAAGUGAGGCCGUCCACUAUGUGCGCGUUAAACGGCCUCGCUCUAUUCAAACCCGGGCACAGAUCAGCCAGGUGUUUGACUUUGCUCGCCUGCUUGGUACACAGCUGGUCCAAUACCCAGACCUCAGCCUGCGGCAUGGAACCCCUUUUACCCUGCAGCACUACCUUAACCGACAGACUCUACUGCUGCAUGGCCAGGAGGCACGCACCCUCAGACAUACACCCAAGGUGGUGUACCUUCUGUGUAUGCGUCUCUCCUGCUUAGCCCUGGGCCUCCCUGCUCCUCCAGAGGUCCACGAUGAACUGGAGAAGAGGUCAGCACUGAGGACCCUGAGCACAACUGUGAGGGAGACCCUGGUGGCCAAACACUACUUGCCCCUACUAAGAGAGGGUCGUAAGGGCUCGUGGGUAGGCUCGGGGUCAGUAUCCUCCUGGGAAGAGCCACUGGGAUUUUUGGAGAGGAAGAGAGAGGUGCUGCUGGACAAACGCAGCUACAGCGACUCUGACCUCAGCAAGAUCACAGUAAAUGAUCUGGAGUUCAGUCCAUACUGCACCCCAGCAGUUGGAAAUGAGAGAAACUGGUGUGUACAGGAUCUGAUGCGACCUGAUCUGAGGCCAGUCAGUUCAAUCCUUGCCACACUUUCACCAGGCCACCAGACCACCAAAAACGAAUAUUAUACAUUCAACAUCCCAAUAUCUGGCAUGAGGACAGGCAACAACCGUGCAAAGAGGUUCAAGUGCCCAGCUAAAAAGCCACUUCCCAAAUACAGCUCCAACAUUGAGUUGUGCAGAAAUCCACAUAAUCCAGGCCCAACCUCAGUCGCCCGUGCUGUUGCUAAGGCAAUGGCAGACCAAGGUCCUCCAGGAGAAACCAUUCUGCAAAGGUCGGCACUGCUGCAGGAGGAGCUGAACAGUAGCGAGUGUGGCUGGGCUCUGCUGGUCACAGAGUCAGAUCCUCAUGUCCUCAGUUGUCUGUUGUGGACCUGGCUGGACAAGUUAAGGGAGCCUGUUCUGAGUGUAGAGGAUGUAGACAGGUUGAGUUGUGGAGCAAACAGCAGGAUGCCUCUCAGUGUGCUCAGGAAGCCACAGAGACACACCAUCUAUUGUCUGCUAAGAUGUGUGAGUACGGUGACUAGCCUGUGUCCGCACAGAGAGGACGCAGUGCUGCAACGACUGAUGCAGAAGCUUACAAGGUGCCCCCAAGAGGAAAUGGGAAGCCUUGCAGCUUUGAUGAAGGUCCUGAAAACUAGUUUAAGAGAAGUCUUUCACAACUACAGAUACCUCUCGAGGUCCUGCAGCACCAAUGCUACACUUUGAAGAGCGGCGUCCACAACAGCGGAACAGCAGCAGCUUUUUUAUUUUAAAAGAUGUGGUAUUUGGGCACCUGACUUUGGG